Messenger RNA from Schistocerca nitens (vagrant locust), 3011 nucleotides. It is a transcript of the gene fray, whose product is annotated as serine/threonine-protein kinase OSR1. The transcript is spliced from 13 exons. NCBI's taxonomy places the organism in Eukaryota, Metazoa, Arthropoda, Insecta, Orthoptera, Acrididae. Gene Ontology annotation, molecular function: ATP binding; protein serine/threonine kinase activity. Bases 568 to 2544 code for a protein of 658 amino acids. Gene Ontology annotation, biological process: protein phosphorylation. The record is from RefSeq and is a predicted model, not a curated record.
GUCUUGAUUGAAUAACGUUAUUCAAACAGAGGAAACUGACAUACGAAUGACAAUCUGGUGGCAGUAAAAGUGAAUAACGAUCGAAACGGUUUUGUAAUUGCCUUUCCAAAUUUCGGCCUCCUCUUAACGUUAAAGUUGCAGUCAUUAUUUUGUAGCUGCUCGGUUACUUCGCCACAGGCAUUAGCUAUUUAACAGGGCUCAAAGAGAUUACCAGUUCGUCGCUGCAGAUAUACAGGUGCAAACUAUUAAGUUCCUUGGCCUAAUAUCGCAGUCACAGGACACAUCAUUAUCUCUGCUUCCCAUCCCCUCCACGUGUGGACCAAUCAGAGAGGAAACCUCUGGUGACAGAGGGGCCAAAGAAUUUCUCGUGGGAGUUGCUUGCUGGGCGUCAUCUCAAGCGCAUUGUCCCAGGACAGAUUUUUAUUUUUCGGUCUUUUGCUUUAGUUUCGGUAACAGUGCGGUUAACAUUUGCUUCUCUGGGGGCACCCACUGGAGGGCAAACUGGUGUUAUCUCUGGUUAAUGUUAUACCGAGAAAAUUGGCGAAAAACAACAAGCAGAAGAAGAAAAUGUCAACAACAGACAUCGUGAAGAUGCCCUUCCUCGCCACAAGAACGGUGCCCGACGUUCGCCGCCGGAGAACUGGAGCUGUGAUUGGGCCCGACGCGCCAAUCAUAUUCCAGCACGACUCGGGCGGUUUCCUCGGUCACGUGAUGGGCCGCUGCAGGAAAAUCUCUCCCGGGCUCAUGCCGCCUGGCUCGCCCGGUAUUUUCCGGCGGAAAACAUCCAACUGCACAGGCCCGGACGGCUUAGGUCCGCAUUUGGCCGCCAGAGCUUCCAUCGGAGAUAUUCUCGCUCACAAAAUGGCGACGACUGGUGCCGGCUCGACGACGCAAGGCUGGCCCAACUCUAAGGAUGACUACGAACUGAAGGAAGUUAUCGGUGUCGGAGCAACAGCAGUUGUUCACGGCGCUUUUUGCAAACCACGGCAAGAAAAAUGUGCCAUCAAACGAAUAAAUCUGGAAAAAUGGAACACGAGCAUGGACGAAUUGCUGAAGGAGAUCCAGGCGAUGUCGUCGUGCAACCACGAGAACGUGGUGACGUACUACACGUCGUUCGUGGUGCGCGAGGAGCUGUGGCUGGUGCUGCGUCUGCUGGAGGGAGGCUCGCUGCUCGACAUCAUCAAGCACAAGAUGCGCGUCGCGGACUGCCGCCACGGCGUCUUCGACGAGGCCACCAUCGCCACGGUGCUGCGCGAGGUGCUCAAGGGGCUCGAGUACUUCCACAGCAAUGGCCAGAUACACAGGGAUAUAAAAGCCGGUAACAUCCUUCUGGGUGAGGACGGCACAGUGCAGAUAGCAGACUUCGGCGUGUCGGCGUGGCUGGCGACUGGCAGAGACCUUUCGCGCCAGAAGGUGCGCCACACUUUUGUCGGCACCCCCUGCUGGAUGGCGCCAGAGGUCAUGGAACAGGACCACGGGUAUGACUUCAAAGCUGACAUAUGGUCUUUUGGCAUUACAGCCAUAGAGAUGGCCACAGGAACCGCACCGUACCACAAAUACCCUCCCAUGAAGGUUCUGAUGCUGACACUGCAGAACGAUCCGCCGACACUGGACACAGGGGCAGAAGAGAAGGACCAGUACAAGGCGUACGGCAAAACGUUUCGCAAGAUGAUCGUCGAUUGUCUGCAGAAGGACCCCUCCAAGAGGCCAACAGCGAGUGAGCUGCUGAAGCACCCGUUCUUCAAAAAGGCCAAGGACAGGAAGUAUUUGCAGUCCACUUUGGUUGCUAUCGGUCCCAGCCUGGAGACGAGGGUGCAGAAGGCGUCCAAAAGGCAGCCCGGAGCGUCGGGGCGGCUUCACCGCACAGUGACUGGCGAGUGGGUGUGGUCUUCAGAGGACGAGGAGGGCGACUCGUCAGACGAAGACCGCGUGAAGCCCAUGAACAACAUCGACACGGUGGGCUCGUCGGGCAGCGAGAGCGACAAACACGAGGAAGGGGGAGGCAGCAGCAGCGCGGGGGGUGGCAGCGGAGGCAGCACGGCGUCCGGACACUCGCAGCAGACGGGCGGCGCGGCGGCGCAGCAGGCGCUGGCGGGCGCCGCGGCGGUGCAGGGUGCCGGCGAGCGGCUGGCGGCGAUGAGCCUCGGCAUGGGCGUGCCGCCGGUGCCCCCGCAGCAGCAACAGCAGCAGACGCUGGCCGCCAUGCAGCACGUCAUGGAGCCCGUGCCCAUCAACCUGGUGCUGCGCAUGAGGAACCCACGCGGCGAGCUGAACGACAUCCGGUUCGAAUUCGCCCUGGGCAAGGACACGGCGGACGGGAUAGCCGGGGAACUUGUCGGUGCGGGGCUGGUGGACGGCCGCGACGUGACUGUCAUCGCCCUCAACCUGCACCGUCUCAUCCAGCUGGCCGUCCAGCCGCCCAACCCUGCCAUGCCGCACAUCGCCAGGACUGUCACCUUCAUGCUGACAUCCAGCCAAGCCAUGAACGAGCCACUGGACGAGAAGGCCCUGAUCGGCUUUGCGCAGAUCUCGAUAACGGACUGAGAAGUGCCGGGGGAGUGUGAGGGGUGGACGGACACUGGUGGACCGCGAGUCGAGUGUACAGGGUAUCCCACCCUCUCUGCCGUCCUGUGGGGGAGAGGCUACAGACUGUUCAGUGUGUGGCAGUGGCACUUUUGUGCGAUUUGUGGAGGCGGAGGUUGUAAAAACUGGCCGGUUUGAGCUCCCGGCUCUUGGCAACGUAUACUACUUUGGGAAUGGCAGACACGCAUUUUAUGGAGAGCUCGAGUGUUUUAAAUGAGACAGUGAAAUAUGGUGCAUGCAAAUUGUAAUUCUUUCCUUCUUUGUAGUUGGAAGAGGAGUGAGGAUAUUGUUAAUAUUAACUCUGCUCUAUCUGUUACUGUGGUUCCUCUAAACAAGAGUGCAAAGGAAUUUCUGGCCAAUGUUGUCUUUAAUUUAAUCACAUUUACUUUUUUCCCUCCUCGUGUAAAUAAAUGAUUUUAUUUCAGUUA